AUGCCUCAGAACGAGUACAUCGAGGAGUCCAUCCGCAGACAUGGUCGGCGUAUGGACCAUGAGGAGCGCUUGCGCAAGAGGGAAGCUCGAUCCUCGCACAAGGCUUCGGCCAUUGCCCAGAAGUCCAUUGGACUCAAGGCCAAGAUGCUGAACAAGAAGAGGCGAGCUGAGAAGAUUCAGAUGAAGAAGACGCUCAAGGCUCACGAGGAGCGGGAUGUCAAGCAGGCAUCGACCUCGUCCAACCCAGACCAGGCCUUGCCUACAUACCUGCUCGACCGAGAGGGUCAAAAGGACGCAAAGGCUCUUUCGUCUGCUGUCAAGGAGAGGAGGAAGGACAAGGCCGCCAAGUACGCUGUUCCCCUGCCGCAGGUCAGGGGUAUCGCAGAAGACGAGGCGUUCAAGGUGAUGAAGUCUGGAAAGAGGAAGGACAAGGGAUGGAAGAGAAUGGUGACAAAGGCGACCUUUGUGGGAGAGAGCUUCACAAGGAAACCUCCCAAGCUGGAGAGGUUCGUGAGGCCAAUGGCAAUGAGGUACAAGAAGGCCCACGUCACACACCCAGACCUCAAGGCCACAUUCUCGCUACCUAUUCUUGGUGUCAAGAAGAAUCCUCAGGGCCCGCUUAUGACUCAAUUGGGAGUCUUGACAAAGGGAGCAGUCAUCGAGGUCAACGUCAGCGAGCUGGGUCUUGUGACAACGGGUGGAAAGGUAGCUUGGGGAAAGUACGCACAGGUCACAAACAACCCAGAGAACGAUGGCUGCGUCAAUGCCGUCCUCCUCGUCAGCUCCUAG
Messenger RNA from Microstroma glucosiphilum, 789 nucleotides. Its product is annotated as putative NSA2-involved in biogenesis of ribosomal large subunit. NCBI's taxonomy places the organism in Eukaryota, Fungi, Basidiomycota, Exobasidiomycetes, Microstromatales, Microstromataceae. Gene Ontology annotation, biological process: maturation of LSU-rRNA; maturation of 5.8S rRNA. Gene Ontology annotation, cellular component: nucleolus; preribosome, large subunit precursor. Bases 1 to 789 code for a protein of 262 amino acids. The transcript is spliced from 4 exons. The record is from RefSeq and is a predicted model, not a curated record.